ACAAAGCUUAGUCUGGAAGCGCCCUGCUAGAUCAGACCGAAGUGGGUCCAUCUUGUCUGGCAUCCCCUGAGGAAGCAGAUGAAGAAGGCAAAUGCCCUCCCCCUCCCCCCAUGCUUGCCUCCAGUAACUGCCAUUCAGAGAUGGGCUGCUUCUCAAGAUGUAUUUAUUUGGUUAUUGUCUGGCAUUUAUUUCCCGCCUUUCUUCCAUCAUGGAGCUGAAGGUGGUAUGUCCUUGGGCUUUCAGGCGAUCAUCCAUCUGGGCACUAACCCGGCACUGCUUAGCUUCAGCCAGGAGGUGGCCUCAUGUGCCUUCAGGCAGUCGUUCCCUGGGAAGAUGUCCGUUUCUUGAGCCAUAGUCAUCACGUCUGCUUAUCAUGAACUUGGAUGGAUUGAGCAGAGUUGAGUCCUCUCUUCGGUUUCUAGUGAAAAUGAGCGGGGCAGAGAUAGCUAGAGCUCAGCCACCUGAUUCUGAUCCCUAUGCAUCUUCGGAGGAAGGAGACGAAAUGGACACCUCUCCGGAAGACCUCUCGGAUGAGGAAGAUGAUGAUGAUGAAGACAGUGACAGUAUUUCCCGCAGGGCAGUGAGGAGGCUCGAUUUUCCACCCCGGGGGCGAAAAAGAAGGCGUCUGAAUGUACUGGAUCUCCAGCAUCCUUAUCCGGAAGAGUCCAGACACCUGGAAAUUGGGCACCGUGGGGCCUCCAUAGGCAUGCCAAUGACAGAUUGCAACUGCCCGGAGGUGCUGACCAAAGGGACCCUGGUGGCCAUUGUGGCUGCCUUGGCCUUCCUGAGCUUCUUUUCCACCUGUGUCCUGCUUGUGGUGGUCGUCUGCCUCCUGCGCCUGGUGGAGAAGCAAAGGAAAACCGGGAAGGAAGCCACUGCUGGUUAUUCACCUCCCAAGAGGCCUGACCCUCCUGUCCCACCUCCACGCCCAGACCACACGUACCUGGCGGUGAAGCCUGUGCCUGGAUAUGAACGGCUUCAUCCUGCCUCCCCAAUCCGUCAGGUACUGCAUUACCAGAAACUCAAGUCUCCGCAGGAACAGUACCAGAUUCCCAAGUCUCCACAGAAACAGUACCGGAUUCCCAAGGGAUCGCCGGUGCAACACAAAACCACUCCAGAGAGCGAGUACAUUACCGUGAAUCCAUUGUCGGCUUUUUCUACUCCCCCUUUGGAAAAAAACUAUUCAAAUGCUGAUGCGCCCCCUUUGGAAAAAACCUACGUAAAUGCGGGUGAACCACAGCUGGAACCCUUAACUGAAGACUCUCCAAACACUGAGAUGGCAGCGAAAGGACACGAGGACCAUAUUUAUGAGGAAGUGGAAUAAGCAUCACCAUCAAGACGGGCAGACUUGCUGCAAGAACGUUGCCGUGAGG
Molecule: messenger RNA, 1373 nt
Organism: Rhineura floridana
Lineage: Eukaryota; Metazoa; Chordata; Lepidosauria; Squamata; Rhineuridae
Exons: 12
Coding region: 374-1324 (316 amino acids)
Source: RefSeq, a predicted model, not a curated record